Molecule: messenger RNA, 1768 nt
Organism: Aethina tumida (small hive beetle)
Lineage: Eukaryota; Metazoa; Arthropoda; Insecta; Coleoptera; Nitidulidae
Exons: 8
Coding region: 208-1665 (485 amino acids)
Source: RefSeq, a predicted model, not a curated record
CACAAUAUUUUUCAAAUUAUUGAGAAUUUGGACAUUGCCAUAAGGGAUGAAUUGAAAUUCAAUGAUUUAAAACGAUACAUACUAUACAUAGAUCAACAGUACAAUUAUAUACUGAAGAAUAUUAAGCGAAGAAGAUAUGAAUCAUCAGCAAUAAUAGAUUUUUGCACACAGUCUCUAAGCCACAAUACAAAUUCAGUCGAACGUUAUAUGAGAAAUAUUCAUAGUUUUAUAACAGCGAAAGACAAUGGGCUACUUUCUAACAAAGUAAACUUCUUUGACAAGAAAUCAAAAAAUGAUGUGUACAGAACAUUUAGUUUACCGGCAGAAGAGGUUUAUUUCGAUAUAUUCUACGCCUGUUUUGCGGCACAAAUGAAAGGAUUUGUUGUAAUGCAAUUUUCGUAUUAUUAUUUAAGAUUACAUGAGAAAGGGACAUUUGAAAGUGAAAUUAAUCUUCUAAGAAAACAAAAUAAUAAAUUUUUUAAAGAAAUUUUACAUGAAUUUUCAAACAAUAUCCAAUUUCAUUCACAUUAUGAAUUAUGGAACGAUACAAUACCAGCAUCAGACAAACUAGGCAUAACAUAUGAUGUCAUUUCUAAACUGUUACAGGGAUUCAUUCAAAAUGAAGAAUCAUUAAGUGAUAAAAAUUCUUGUUGGAAAAACUGUGAUGAUUUUACAGUUACAAAAGUAAAAAAUUUUAAAGGCACAAAAUGUGAUAAAAAAAGUUGUAAUGGCAAAGUCUUAAACUGUCAAUUCAUUUCUAAUACUUUAAAAAUAUGUCCAUCUAAUAAGAAUUCUUUAAGAAGAUAUGAGUCAAUUAAUAAUAUGGGAUCAACUUCAUUAUGUCCUAAUAGCCAAUGUUCAGCACAAUACUUUAGACAUUUCUUAGUUAAAUGUGACUAUUGCUUUUGUAUUUGCGAUGGUACAGAUAAAUAUUCUGAUAGAUACAUAAGCCUUCUUCCAGUAUUUGCCAACGUUACAGCGAAUAAGGUAGUAACUGGAGUACGUCUGGUUAAAAAAAAUCGUGUAUUUUUUAUACAAAUUCAAGAAGGAGAAUUGGGAACAUAUGGUGCGAUUUCCAAUAGAAAUUGGGUUCCUGUUGAAGACGUAAAUGUAACCAAUCGUAGUUUUAAAAAUAAUAUACAUUAUAUAACAUUAAAUUCGAAUAGAAGGUCUUUAAAUUUGAAACCAAAAAUAUUGAAAGAUAACUAUGUAGUUACGGGAAUCAAAUUUGAAUUUGUACAUAAUCAGAUACAACUGAAUGUUAGAGGUACAUUUUACAAUGCAAGUAAUGGGCAAUUAAUGGAAAAUAAGCAAAUAUGGUCAGAACCUGCACAAGUAGGGAAUGAACUUAUUCUGGAUAAACCCGACGUCCCGACCAAGGACAGAUUAAUUAUUAGUAAUAAAGAUUUACGAAAAAGAACUGAUAAAGGAAAUAACUUUGUUAAGUUUACUCAUAGUGAUAUUGAAAAGGAUGUGGCCCAAACGACUAUUCCAUAUAUUGAUACACAAGAAGUUACUUCAACUUUUGGACUUCUUCAAGGUGUUGGAUUGAUACACAAAGGAAACAAGGGGUUUGGUGGCUUUAUAGCACCACUGUUGAUAAACACCAAUCCAAAUAGUCUAUUGAAGCAAUUUUUAAAAGAUACAAAGAAUGAUUAUGAAUGAGUUUUUAUAUUUUAUUAUAUAUGUAUAAUAACAAUAAGUUCGCUUUAUUUAUAAAGUUAAUAUAGAAUAGUUCAAGUAAAAAUAAUCAUUAUUAUAUAUUUAC